GUAUUAGUGCUGUUUCCGGUAGAAGGUGUUGUAAUGGUUGUGCUUGUUCUAUUUAGCUAAGCCCAGAUCGGGGACUUGCACUGAUACAUUUGAACAUCGAACAAAUUGAGGAGAAUAUUUAUGUAAAAUGGGUUCUAAGGCAGAAUUGGCAUGCGUUUAUUCAGCUCUAAUUUUGGCUGAUGACGAUGUAGCGAUAACAGGCGAGAAGAUCCAGACGAUUCUUAAGGCCGCGGCAGUAGAUGUGGAGCCAUACUGGCCAGGACUCUUCGCUAAGGCGUUGGAAGGCAUCAGUGUCAAGGAUUUAAUUACGAAUGUUGGCUCAGGUGUUGCCGCUGGACCGGCCCCUGGAGGAGCUCCUGUUCCUGCAGCAGCUGCAGAGACUGCACCUGCUGAGAAGAAGGAGGAAACAAAGAAGAAGGAAGAAUCUGAGGAAUCUGAUGAUGAUAUGGGCUUUGGUCUGUUUGACUAAUUCCAAAGGUAAUUUGACAAGAAACUUUUUAUUUUUGUACAGUUCUGUUGUACUUUGAGAAGAGUGGUAAUAAAAUAUUGGGUUUGGUAUCCACAUUUUCCUCCUUAA
Cryptotermes secundus is the source of this 577-nucleotide messenger RNA. RefSeq names its product 60S acidic ribosomal protein P1 (gene RpLP1). Gene Ontology annotation, molecular function: ribonucleoprotein complex binding; protein kinase activator activity; structural constituent of ribosome. Gene Ontology annotation, biological process: cytoplasmic translation; translational elongation. Bases 128 to 469 code for a protein of 113 amino acids. Gene Ontology annotation, cellular component: cytosolic large ribosomal subunit; ribosome. NCBI's taxonomy places the organism in Eukaryota, Metazoa, Arthropoda, Insecta, Blattodea, Kalotermitidae. The record is from RefSeq and is a predicted model, not a curated record. The transcript has 4 exons.